Molecule: messenger RNA, 2898 nt
Organism: Pseudomyrmex gracilis
Lineage: Eukaryota; Metazoa; Arthropoda; Insecta; Hymenoptera; Formicidae
Gene: LeuRS-m
Product: probable leucine--tRNA ligase, mitochondrial
Exons: 8
Coding region: 85-2757 (890 amino acids)
Biological process (GO): leucyl-tRNA aminoacylation; mitochondrial translation
Cellular component (GO): mitochondrion
Molecular function (GO): leucine-tRNA ligase activity; ATP binding; aminoacyl-tRNA deacylase activity
Source: RefSeq, a predicted model, not a curated record
AUGCUGCAAUAAUUUACACUUCAAACAUAAGACAAAAACAGCGAUCAUAUAUAUUUUAUUUAAACUAAUAGAAAUUUAUACAAAAUGGUGCAGAGUAUUUUUUACUCCCUCAAAGUGUUGUCACGAUGCAAAACACAGAGAUUUUUCAGAUCUUGCGAUUUUCGCCGGCAAGUGGCGACCGCUGUGGAUAUGCUAUCGAUUUCAGAGUGCUCCGUGUCAGUAAAGAAAGACAUUGAAAAUUAUUGGAAAGAUAAAGUCAAUUCUUACAGUUAUACUCCCAAAGAUGAUGCGGAUAAGUUCUAUGUUCUGUCUAUGUUUCCAUAUCCAUCUGGCACUUUGCACAUGGGUCAUGUCAGAGUUUACACAAUAAGCGACACAGUAGCUCGAUUCUAUAGACUGAAAGGCAAGAGAGUAAUUCAUCCCAUGGGUUGGGAUGCGUUUGGGUUGCCGGCGGAAAACGCUGCUGUCGAGAGGAACAUCGAUCCCGCCAUUUGGACGAAUCGGAACAUAAUGACGAUGCAGGAUCAAAUGAGAUUGAUGAAUUAUUCCUUCGAUUGGGACAGAGAAUUCGCCACUUGCAAUCCGGAUUAUUACAAGUGGACGCAAGAGUUGUUUCUCAGGUUGUAUGAAAGAGGCUUGGCUUAUCAGAAAGAAGCCUAUGUCAACUGGGAUCCUGUCGAUCAAACUGUGUUAGCUGAAGAACAGGUGGACUUGAAUCAGCGAUCCUGGAGAUCCGGCGCGCGAGUGGAGAAAAAAUUGCUGAAGCAGUGGUUCAUCAGAACGACAGCUUUUGCAAAAGAUUUAUGGGAAGGUUUACAGGAUCCGACUCUGAAGAAAUGGAAAGAUAUCACAAAGAUGCAGGAACACUGGAUAGGCAAAUGCACUGGCGUCAGUAUCGAUUUUCAAUUGGUGUCCGAGAUCCCAGACUUUCCCAGAACGAUAAACUUGUGGACGGACGCGCCAGAGUUUAUCGAGUACGCGAAGUUCGUAGCCGUAUCUCCUGACAGCAUAUUACAUCGUAAAGAACACACACACGACGUAGAUGCUGACAUAAAGCGUUUGAAUGCGAAAGUGGUGAAUCCGUUUUCUGGCGAAGAGUUGCCGGUUUUCGUCACGGACAAAGUCGUUUACCCGCCGUGGAGAGACACCCGGUUGGGCGUACCGUCGGCGUCGAUGGACGAUAUGCGAUUUUCCGAGUUGGUCGGGAUACCGUUCAUCCGGCACUCGAUACGCAGCUACGAGCAGCAACAGCAAAAAUUGGCCGAGGUGCUCGAGAAAGCGAGGAAGUGGGGAAUAGGCGGUUACCCGGUGAGUUCCAGACUGCAGGACUGGCUAAUCUCCAGACAGAGGUACUGGGGCACGCCUAUACCCGUUGUUCAUUGCGAAAAAUGCGGCGUUCAACCGGUGCCUCGCGCCGAUCUUCCUGUGAUGUUGCCGACGAGGUACGCGUCGACCAAGAACUUUUCGCUUCACAAAGCUAAUAGCUGGUUGAAAACGGCGUGCCCUACGUGUGGGAAAAAGGCAAUGAGGGAGGCCGACACGAUGGACACGUUCGUGGAUAGCAGUUGGUACUUUCUGCGGUUCAUAGAUCCCGAUAAUACCGAGGAGAUGUUCUCGGUGGAAAAGGUCCGAAAAAACUUUCCCGUGGAUCUUUACAUAGGUGGAAAGGAACAUGGUGUGCUUCAUUUGUACUACGCAAGGUUUAUGAACUACUUUCUACACUCGGAGGGUCUCUUACCUUGUCCAGAACCGUUCAGACAGCUUCUCGUGCAGGGAGUGGUGAUGGGUAAAACAUAUAAAGUUCAAAGCACCGGUAAAUAUGUGCCGGAAAGCGAGGUAGUGCAAGAGGAAGAUAAAUGCACGACCAAGCACGGUGAAUCCGUUGUUGUGUCCUGGGAAAAGAUGUCGAAAUCGAAACACAACGGGAUUGAUCCCCUUAAUCUGUUGAACAAAUACGGCGUGGAUACAACUAGAUUGCUGAUAUUGGCUGAUGUCGCGCCAACGUCCACGAGAAAUUGGUCAGAAGACACUGUUCCCGGUAUAAAAAACUGGAUGAAUCGUUUAUGGAUUACCGUUAGACAAUUUCGAAGCGAACGCGACAACAUGUCGCUGGAGGAACUUAAGAGUGAGCCUACCGAUCCCGAAUUUGCCGAGUAUGACGCGUACUUGUUCGACAGUCGGAAUUAUUUUCUGAAGAAGGUGACAUAUAACAUAGUGGAGUCGCAGCAGUUUAGUAUAGCGAUAUCCAGAAUGCAGGGUCUCACGAACAGCUUGCGAAAAGUUAAGAACACCGAGUGCUCGAGAAAAAGUCGCCAGUUCGAACGAGCGCUGGCUGUUCAAAUUAUUAUGCUCGCUCCAUUUACACCGCAUUUCGCAUCCGAAUUGUGGGCCAAUUUCUGCGCGGCGAAGCAUCAUCUGAUAGACAGCAACGAAGUAAACUUGGAGAAAGACGUGCUCGAGCAAAGCUGGCCAGAGAUCGAUCUGGAUUAUAAACUCGAACUGAAUGUCUAUAUGAACAAGAGACAGUAUUUGAAACUGAAGAUCCCCCGACGCAAACUAGACGAAAUGACGGCUCAGACCGCGCUGGAACAUGUGAUUCUCGAUCCGUAUUACCAAAAGAAUGCGCAUAACAAAACCAUCAUAGACGUCAAUCUUGAUUCAGAGAAAGGCUAUGACGCGUCGUUGUACAUUACCAUGGAAAAGAGAACAGAGGACACCGUUGCAUCGUCACAGAGUGUCGUUACAGACAAAAGAUAAGUACGUACAGUAAUACUUUUGUUACUGUAAUUUUUAAUGUAUGGGAAAAUGACGAAAAAAAAAUUUCUAAGAUUAUACGCAACUGUUUGUUAUAAAAAUCAAAUUUUCUGAGGAUGUACAAAUGUAAUUACUCAACCUUAA